AUGAGAUUCUCAAUUACCCUUCUCCUCGCUGCGGCCGUGGCAGUCGUCGCUCAAGACACCGUCUCUGCUCCCUCCAGUGACUGCGAACCCCACGGUGACCACUGGCACUGCGCCGACGGCGUCCCAGAACCCACUACUCCUCCCACCCCCGAGCAGCUCGCCAGCUUCUCCGCUGCGGAAGCCGCCGAGGACUCGACUCCUGCGUCUGCCAUUGCCUCCAGGACUUCUUCUGGAUCCGUCCUCGUCACUCCUUCUUCAACUCACUCCCAUGACGACGAUGAUCACGAUGAUGACGACCACGUGGCUACCGCCAGCACAUGCGAGCCCCACGGCGACCACUGGCACUGCCCCUCUGGUGUCGCAGAGCCAACCGCUCCCCCUGCUGCGGCCGUCUCUGGUACCACCACUACUUCUGGUGCCACUUCUGGCGCCGCAUCUGCCGCAUCGUCUGCCAGCCAAGCUCCCCAGCAGACUGGUAACGCUGCCUCCCACAUCGGUGCUGGCCAGGUUGUCGCUCUCAUAGGUGCUGCGGCUUACUUCCUGUAA
This is a messenger RNA of Bipolaris zeicola 26-R-13, 546 nucleotides long. RefSeq lists its product as uncharacterized. The coding region runs from base 1 to 546 and encodes 181 amino acids. The record is from RefSeq and is a predicted model, not a curated record. NCBI's taxonomy places the organism in Eukaryota, Fungi, Ascomycota, Dothideomycetes, Pleosporales, Pleosporaceae. The transcript is spliced from 2 exons.